AUGGGAGGACGGCACAGUCCUGCGUGCCGGCCGGAAUUCUUUUUGCCAUACGCGGUGGUGUCGUCGACGGCAGCCUUGAACGGAGGGAUGUCGCACCAGCAUGAAGCCUCCGGCUCCGAUGACGACAUGGAGUCGGAGGACCGAGCGAUGGACGCUCUCGCUGCAGCGAUCAGCGAGUCGGAGGGAGCUCAGUUCGUGGAGCCGGAGGUGACGCGAGAGCAGCAGGUCAUCGCUGAAGUCGCACGGCGCCGAGACGCGGCAGAGACGAAGCGCAAAAGCGACGCCAUCUUUGACCGCUUUGAUGCGGACGGUGACGGCUAUCUCAACUUUGACGAGCUGCGCGCGCUCGGGCUGGCCACUGGCGGUGAGCUGCCUCACCCAGCGUUCGUCGCGAUUUGCGAGGAGCUUGGCGCUGCGCCACAUCGCGGCGUGACAAAGAGCCUGCUGCUCACAAUGUACACAGACGCCGGCCUCGGAGAUGCGCACCGCGAUUAUAACCUCAUCUUUUCGUAA
Molecule: messenger RNA, 513 nt
Organism: Emiliania huxleyi CCMP1516
Lineage: Eukaryota; Haptophyta; Isochrysidales; Noelaerhabdaceae
Exons: 1
Coding region: 1-513 (170 amino acids)
Molecular function (GO): calcium ion binding
Source: RefSeq, a predicted model, not a curated record